Messenger RNA from Anopheles maculipalpis, 1803 nucleotides. Its product is annotated as angiopoietin-4-like. The record is from RefSeq and is a predicted model, not a curated record. NCBI's taxonomy places the organism in Eukaryota, Metazoa, Arthropoda, Insecta, Diptera, Culicidae. The coding region runs from base 1 to 1803 and encodes 600 amino acids. The transcript has 5 exons.
AUGAAGUGGAUCGUGCUUGUGUUUGCAGUGAGUUGUACGGUUAGGCUUGGUUACGCCAAAAUUGACGCUAUUGCACUAAAGUUCGGCUUGAAACCAGCAGGACACCCUAACUACUGGUUACCGCAGGGAUAUAGUGAUAUUGAAAAGUGUGGAUGCCACGAGAUUGAUGCUAAACUGAGGAAGGUCGAAUCGAACCUGUUGAAGCUUAUCCUGAACCUGCGCAACAAGUAUGGUACUAUGAACAGCAAGCUGAUUGACAUGAAGAAACACGUCACGAGUGUUUCCUGGUACCUUGGUCAAACUUCAGACACCAGCGAGGACAUCAAUACACAGCUGUUUGACUCUUCGAUUACAGUUGCAAACAUCAUGCAGUCGAUCAGAGACCUUACCAUCCAUCAACAGAGACUGUUGACAAAAACCUUCCUCACUGAAUCAAUCCGCGCUCUGGAGAAACGUCUAGAAGGGAAAAAGCCUCAACAGCCAGAAGGCGACAUCAUCUACACAUCUUGUGACGAUGAGCGGAUCACCCAGACUGGCACGUACUUGGUGCAGGACGCAUUCGCCGAGCCCACCAAAGUGAUUUGCGUACUCGAUUAUGGACCGGAUGCAUACACUGUGAUCCAAAACCGUCUGGAUGGCUCUAUCGAUUUUUACCGAGGCUACAGCGACUACAGAUCUGGCUUCGGAGAAUACGACGGUGGUGAUUACUGGUUGGGACUAGACCGCAUCCACAAUAUUACCACUUCCGGUGAUUACGAGUUGUUAAUCUUACUGGAGGACUUCGAGAAGAAUGUAGCCACUGCUCGUUAUGAUAACUUCGAAAUUGGCUCUGGAAACGACUUCUAUCCAAUCAUCAAGUUGGAUGGAUACAGUGGCACUGCUGGUGACUCAUGGUCGGCUCAGUUCUCGGCUCGACUCGGUCUCGGAUCUGUGGUCGGCGCACUGUUCAGUGCGUAUGAUCAGGAUCAGGACAAAAGUGAUACUAACUGUGCCGUCUCGAACCGUGGUGGUUGGUGGUACACUGACUGUGGCCAGAGCAACUUGAACGGUCUCUACUUGAAGGGUGUAUCUGGUGACACCACCGGUAUGUAUUGGGAGACUUUCCGUGGACCCAACUACAGUUUGAAAACAAGUCGAAUGAUGGUCAAGCGCAAGCAAAUGCCAACCACUACAGAAACAACGACCACUUCCACUACCGUGACUACGGAAACUACAGUCACGACAACAGAAUUGGUCACUGAAGCUACACCAACUACUACCACUUCUACUAGCUUAGGCCCUGAAACUACGGUCACUACUACAGAAAUGGGCACAGAUCCAACACCAACUACUACUACUUCUACUAGCUUAGGCCCUGAAACUACGGUCACUACCACAGAAACAGAUUCAACACCAACUACUACUAGCUUAGGCCCUGAAACUACGGUCACUACCACAGAAAUAGGCACAGAUCCAACACCAACUACUGCUACUUCUACUAGCUUAAGCCCUGAAACUACGGUCACUACCACAGAAAUAGGCACAGAUCCAACACCAACUACUACUAGCUUAGGCCCUGAAACUACGACAACCAUAGAUCCUGUAUAUCCUGAAACUAUCGUCAUAACAACCGUAAAUCCUGAAACGCCCCCAUUGACAACCAUCGCUCCUGAAACUCCUGCGAUGACAACUACAACCGUUGUAAACCACACUACUAAGGUCCCAAUCGUCGAAACUUCCCCAGUGACAGCUGAAGUAACCGAAUCUACUAUUGCCAUCACAACCAAUGCUGUUGAAACCACCACAAUGCUAGAUGAGGCAUAA